Molecule: messenger RNA, 1239 nt
Organism: Ostreobium quekettii
Lineage: Eukaryota; Viridiplantae; Chlorophyta; Ulvophyceae; Bryopsidales; Ostreobiaceae
Source: the annotation of a GenBank genome assembly
AUGAUGACCCCGUUCGUGGUACGGCCAUAUGGACAUGGAGACAUAGUCAUGCGCAAUUUUCUGUGGAAGGGGAAGUGCUGCUUUGCUCUCUACAGGAAAUACUGGAGUGAAGAAGAUGUGGCAAAUGGUACAUGGUUGGAUGACUGGGAACGCCACAAGCACGAUUGUGUGAGUGAAGAGUUUCAAGGAAGGGAGGAUGAGUGUGUAAGGCUGCACUUUCAAAACAUCCAGGAGAUCGCUGACAGGAUACACUGGCCAAGAGUUCUGCCAAAGAUUCGUGAAGCCGUGUAUAAGGCUGCCGAUGUGGACUCCAUAACUCAGGAGGUGAAAAAAGCGCGCAGUUUGCGGUCUUCUUGCUCUCCUGUUCGCCAGGCAUCGGUCACCAAAGUGGAGAAAGAGUUGUGGAUGCAACUAGAGAUUGCUAGCUUUGGAAGACUCAUCGCAUGCUGCUGGCUCGUCCCUCUGCAUUUUCUCAUCACCAGAGUUUUCUUGAGCAUAAUCGGAAGACAGAUGUACCUUGACUGUGCUGUGGACUCCAUCCACAAGAGCUUGAGCGCACCCGCCCGCCAACGCAAUCCAGUGCCCCCAAGGUUCACCAACGAGUGCCAGGAGCGAGCUCUGUUCUGCAUGACAGCCCUGCCGGAUCUCAGCCUGCAGGAACUGCUUCCGCAUAUGAAGAGUGCUGUCGAUGAAAAUGUCAAGAACAUCGAAUUCAGUGAGCUAAUCAGCGGCGAAGCAUUCUUGAAGCUGGUUUCUGACAUGCAGCAGAAAAUGGAGGAGCAGCUUGCAUCUCACAAUUGGGCCUCUGCCUUUGAAACUGAGUACAUUGAGACCUUGGAGGCAAGAGUGGUCCACCCUGCACAAUGGCAUCCCCACUCCCUCCAAGAGACCAAGCUCAUUAAGGAUGUCAUCAACGAGGUUGUAGAGGUUGUGGGCAGCAAACGCUUUGCAGCAUGUCUGCUGGACUGUGUGCGUUGCUACACACAGUGUCUGGCGAACACUGUCCUUGAGGUGAUGCAAGGGCAGACAGGAAACGGCCAAGCCAGUGGGUCAAGCAGCCCCCAAGCUCAGAGCCUGCCCUUUGUCAAAUGUUUGUCUGUGGCAAACCGCAUUUCCAAGAAAUGCCUGGAGAAAGACACGCCCAAGGCCUUGGUCAUGGGAACUCUGGGUGUGGUCCACGAGCUCUGCGUGGAUGUGUACACUUCGGGUGUUACUCCACAACAAGAUCGCUGGCCGUGA